UAAUAUAAAAUCGGAACCGGGGAAAAAAGAACGGAGGCGGUAACCCAUGGUGGCGAUAUCUCUCUACCGCGGGAACCUCCACCGGGUUCCCGAUGUACCCCGGCGGUGGCCCAUGCCGCCACCGGCCAUCUCCCUCCGCCACUUCAAGAUUCUCAUCCACAAGCGAUCGCUAGCCCUCUCUCGCCUCACCACCUCAUCCUCCUCCGCGGCGGCGGCCGCCACCCCUGCCGGAACCCUAGACGUGAAGGAGGAGGAGAAGGGAAAGCAAGAAGCCACAGGCCAUAAUGGUGUCGCCAAACUCGACUCCCCGAAGGCGGAGAUUGCUUCCAAUCUCAAUUCCCAGACGCGAAAUUCCGAGCAAAAGAAGAGGGAGGAUAUGGAGGAGGGCAAGCCGCUGCAGGAAUCCCAAGGGACCAAUGCUCCCGCCUCAAAUCCUUCAGUCGGCACCUCUGUCACGAACGAGGAAGUUCGUGGUUCCGCGGUUGGUAAAGAUGGGACGGCUGAUGCGAAGUUGGAGGUAAGCAACAAUUUGAAUACUGCUAGUGACAAAAGGGAAAGGAAAAGAGAGUUGGAGAAGAAGUUGCAAGUCUUGAAUGAGAAGAAACACCAUCUUGUGCAAAUGCUGAAGCAGAUUUUAAAUGCUGAAGAAGAAAUAAAAAGACGUAAUGUGCAGCCAUCUGUUAUGCGUGCUUCUAUUCCUCUACAAGCAGAAACUUCAGUUGACAUGGGUUCUGUUACCAGACAGGUUCCGAAGAUUAGUGUGGAUGUAAAUUUCAGUGGUGAUUUGGGUGGGGAAUCAGAUCUUGCUGCUAACCACAAUACUCAAGCACGUCAGUUGAAUCACUUGCAUAGUACAUCUCCAUCUGCAGUAUCUUUUUCCAGAACUCCAUUUGGCUCUCUACAAUAUAGCACAGUCCAUACCCCUAGGUCGAGUUUGGCAGCUGUUGGUCAUGGGCAGACGUCAUCCAAUGCAUUGAUGGGCACUGCCAUUGCCAGUCCUUCCCGCUUUGCUCCUGCUGGUCACCAGGGCCAUUCUAUGGGUCUGCCGACUGUCUCAUUACCUGGCACCAAUUUUAUGGCAUCCUCACCAUCACCAGCAGCAUCUGGAAGUGUGUCCUCGGCCUUCAGGGAUUCUCGCAGUACCCACUCCUCGUGAAACAAUAUGUUGUCAUCUCAGUUUGUCAGCUUGGUGGUGUAUCAUAUGUCAUGUUUGAGCAACCAUAUAUAUUGCAAUGCCUGGUCACCUCCUUUUCGGAGUUCCUUCUCAUAAAUCCUCUUGCCUGUUUUCUGGUGUUGGUAGUGCAUCUUUGAUCCUGUGAAAAGGUCUAGGUCCCAUAUGCCCAAGAGAGUAGAGAUUCUUCGGUCUGUGUUGUGAGUUCAGAAUGAGUAGAUGAAUUCAGAAAAAAAUGCAACUAGCACCAGUGGAUUUCGCUUUCUAUGUUUAUUCCAUUCUCUUGUCCGCCAUAUUUUCAGUUCAUGGUUCGUUAUAAUAGCUUCUCCUUGAUGCAUGGGAUCUUUCUUCGAUAUUUAAGGUCAAAUUAGUCCAUAUCAUGCAGUUGGGAUUCUUGUAAAUAAGUUAUUCUUUCAGCAGCGCAAGCCAAAGUAUUCUCCGUAUCAUUGAAAGGCUUCGAGGUUUCAUCAUGUAACCUCUCUAACUUCGUUGUAUUUCUUCCAUCUAAAAUUUUUCAAACUGCGACAUAGUUUCAU
Elaeis guineensis (African oil palm) is the source of this 1707-nucleotide messenger RNA. The record is from RefSeq and is a predicted model, not a curated record. NCBI's taxonomy places the organism in Eukaryota, Viridiplantae, Streptophyta, Magnoliopsida, Arecales, Arecaceae.